AUGUUCCUAGCAACUACUGGGUUGGUCUGGGCCAUUUCUGCUGGUGUAGGAACGCUUCUCGGUGGUGUAUUCUCUCAGUAUCUCACAUGGCGAUGGGCAUUCUGGAUCAAUCUCCCGUGUUCCUUUGUCGCCUUCUUCGUUCUGCUCUUUUUCAUGAGGUCUGUGCAACCACAAUCGACGGGAGCCGACCGGCAAAAGUCUAUGGACUGGAUUGGCGCCGUCUCGAUUAUUGGAGUCACAGUUCUGAUCCUGCUCAGUCUUGAUUUCGGUGGUGUGGCCUCUCCAUGGGACUCGCCGAAAGUUCUCAGCCUUCUUAUCGGUGGGUUUGUGCCUUUGAUCCUUUUCAUGUUUUGGGAAGCCAAAGGCGCGUCAAAUCCUCUCUUGCCAGGCCGCUUGCUUGACCGCACGUCGAAAAUCAGCCCACUUAUAGUCUGCUUCACGCACGGGUUUGUGAACAUUUCAUCUUGGUACUUUUUGCCUCUAUAUUUUCAAGCUGUUCGAGGAGCCUCGCCGACCCGCUCUGGCGUACUGAUUAUGCCUAUUGUUGUAGUACAAGCCAUUACAGGCCUUGCAGUAGGAGCGAUAGUCUCUCGCUUUGGAUCCAUCCGCUCGCUGAUGUUUGCAGGGAUGGCUCUGACCACAAUUGGUUUCGGGCUGUUCGUCAGUAUUGGUACCUCUACGUCCAUUGUCAACACAAUGGUGAUUGAAGUCGUUGCUGCUCUCGGGAUAGGAAUAACCUUUCAAGCCCCGAUGAUAGCAUACCAGUCAGUCGCCGUAUCAGCAGAUAUUGCAGUUGCUACUGCGUUGUUCGGAUUCGUCCGGAGUCUUUCAACUUCUAUAUCAGUCGUCAUAGGCGGCGCUGUCUUCCAGAACAGUAUGUCUACCCAUGGUGCAUACCUGAGCAGUGUUCUAGGGCCACAGCUAGCCCAGAACUUCUCUUCCUCGUGA
Exophiala aquamarina CBS 119918 is the source of this 948-nucleotide messenger RNA. RefSeq lists its product as uncharacterized. The coding region runs from base 1 to 948 and encodes 315 amino acids. The transcript is spliced from 2 exons. Gene Ontology annotation, biological process: transmembrane transport. The record is from RefSeq and is a predicted model, not a curated record. NCBI's taxonomy places the organism in Eukaryota, Fungi, Ascomycota, Eurotiomycetes, Chaetothyriales, Herpotrichiellaceae. Gene Ontology annotation, molecular function: transmembrane transporter activity.